This is a messenger RNA of Thecamonas trahens ATCC 50062, 554 nucleotides long. RefSeq lists its product as uncharacterized. The record is from RefSeq and is a predicted model, not a curated record. Bases 18 to 554 code for a protein of 178 amino acids. NCBI's taxonomy places the organism in Eukaryota, Apusomonadida, Apusomonadidae. The transcript is spliced from 2 exons.
CUCCCCCUCCUCUCCUCAUGUCCUCCUCCUCCUCCUCCGCUACCUCUCUCCCCCUCGCCAUCCUCACCAUCGUCCUCGUUCUUGCUCUGUUAUCACCUGCCAUCACCGCUGCUGCCGCCGCCUCGAAUCCGACCGUCCUCACCGAUCCCUCGUUGUCCUCGGCCGACAUCGCCCCCAGCAGCAUGAUGUCCACGUCCAACGAGCCUGCCGCCGCUUCGACUGCCUCAGUCAAUACGCCAGCCACUGAUACCGCCGCUACCGAUGCCGAGCUCGUCGCACGUGCGUCGGUCGUCGAGCGGUGCUCCGCGUGCCAGGUGGUGGUCAAGGCCGGCCUGGCGGCGGCUGCCGAAGCAGUGACAGGUGCCCCAAGCGAGGCAUUGAGCGAGGAGAAGAGCGAGGCGGCCGCGAAAGCGUUCAGGUCUGUCUGCGCUCACCUUGGCGGCGCACAGUAUGCCACCGUCGGCGCAGGGCGGGCGACCAAGUUUGUGCCGUUUGUCGGCUUCCAGCCGGGCCACUCGUACGACAACCUCUCGCUCGGCUCCGAGUCAUUCUGA